AAUCCUGCAUAAAACGUCGAACAUUCCAUGCAUGCUUAAUCAGACAAAUUCUUAUGAUCAACAUCUAUUGCUAGAAAAGCAGGGCAGAGUAACUAAAUUUAAUGCAGUACAAAAAUAAAACAAGAUGCACUUGCAACUCAUCGCAUCAAGUAAAGUGGUUCGGCCAUAGAGCUCCAAAUUGUGCACGAAAUCCUGCUUCUAAAGGGUGAGUCCGAAUCAAGACAGUUUCGCUGUUUCAGUUAAUUUAUGUAAAUGUUAACAAUGGUAAAGCAUUAAUUUGUUAGUAAUACCGCAUCCAAGGUCCAGAGGAACAACAGCCCAAGUGACGAGAAAAAGAUCUGUUGGGGGCUUAGCUCAAGAAAGUUCCAAGCCGCAAUUCCUCCCAAGACAGCAGCAGCCUGAAUGCCCCUCUCUAUGGAACCCAGAGUGGCGUCCACAGGAGACAAAAGAGAAGAAGUUUCUAUGCCGUUCAAUCUCAACUCGUCUCGCGUGUACAGCCUCUGAGGAAUCUGGGGAGCGGCGCCAAAGCAGCGGAGGCCGCCGGGUUUUCCCUGCAAAUCCCUGACGAGGCCCAAAGCAGCUCUCUCGUCCCCCUUGCUCAGCUCCUCGUCGACUUGCUCCAGAACCCGCCACGCCGCGCCACCGUCACCGCCGGCCCCACUAACUAUCCGGCAACGACGGCGGGAAAGAGACAGCCAUAGCCCACCGCCGUACACCAAGACAUGACUUCCCAUCUGCCCUGAAAAACUCUUCGAUUUCCCAAAAAGUUCUCUUUUUUACGAAACCCAUUUUCUAUGCAUUUCCCUUUUUUUAUAGCCACAUACAGUGGCGGAGGAUAACGUACUUGAGACGCCGUCGUUUCAAGAAAACUAUAAAUAACAAUGGGAAUUUUCCGUCACUUGUAAAUGGAAGUGUGCAUAUCCUCAGUCAAAGAGCCUUCAUCGCCUGCGGUGGUUCGGGUUCAGAAGCUUCGAGCGUGGGCGAGGACGGCGGAGGGAGGCCAGGCCGUGGUGCGACGGCGCAGGGAGCUGAAGAGGGUGGACCGAGAGUUGGAGAAGGGAAAUUACAAGGCGGCGCUGUCCCUGGUUAAGCAGCUUAAGGCUCAUCCCGCCGGCCUCCUCCGUGGAUUCGGUGCCGCAGCCGCCGCAAAGGAUCUUAGACAUGUAUCGGCUUUGAACGAGUUGAAGUUAGCUGGGGAGACUGAAUUAUCAUCUCUGCAGUUAGUAGUUGAUGCUAUACUUCAUUCUAUCACAAGUAGCGUUGAUUUUCAGCUGCAAGAGGAAGAAGCUGAGGUAUCCAUACAAGAUUUUGGGAAAGCAAAGGAUGUUGGGAGUUAUGACUCUAUUCAUGAAGAUCAUAUGAUGUGUAUGCAACACGAAGCUGGUCACUUUUUAGUUGGUUAUAUGAUGGGUGUUUUGCCCAGAAGGUACAAAGUACCGUGUGUAGAGGAUCUACUGCAUGACCCGUUUGCUCGUGGGAAGGUGGAGUUUGUUGGCUUUGAAUUUCUUAGAGAUGUUCGUGCGGAUACCAUGUCGAACAAAAACUUAUUGAAAGGCAGGCCUAAAAAAGAGGUGAGAUCUCAUCCCUUAAGCAAUCAAUCUCUGUUUGGAAUUGUUGCACUAUGCUACAAUAUAACCAUUUUCGAACAUCCAAAAUCUCGUUUCAAACAGACUUUGAGAAAAUUCUGUAUUGUGAUACUCGGCGGCUUGGCAGCUGAGCAUCUGCUGUUUGGGUACUCAGAGUUGCUCCACUCGGACGUUCAAAAGUUGUUCACAGUACUAAAGUGGCUUGGCCUGUCUGAAAAAGAAGCCGAUUACGAAACUAGGCAAGCUGCAGAAGUUGCAGUCUUGAUACUGAGUAGUCAGAGUGAAGCUCAGUCGAGGCUUGCUGAGGCCAUGGCUUUGGGGAAAUCAGUCGGGUUUUGUAUCAACACAAUUGAGACAGCAUUGAACUUGAAACUAUUAACUACUCUCGAUUAGUUUUUUUAUGGUUUGAUCAGUCUCGGUUAGUCUUCUAAUGGCUCGUGCGAUUCUUGAUCAGUUGUAGGCAUUCUGAUUUGGCAUAUUUUUUUUAUUUAUUUUUUUUAUUUUUUUGGUUUGUAAGGUCAGCUAUCUUUGGAACUUAGAAGUUAAAACCAUAUUGGCUGAGUUGNCAGAUAGUC
This is a messenger RNA of Striga asiatica, 2161 nucleotides long. Lineage: Eukaryota; Viridiplantae; Streptophyta; Magnoliopsida; Lamiales; Orobanchaceae. The record is from the annotation of a GenBank genome assembly.